Coprinopsis cinerea okayama7#130 is the source of this 480-nucleotide messenger RNA. RefSeq lists its product as hypothetical. The transcript is spliced from 5 exons. NCBI's taxonomy places the organism in Eukaryota, Fungi, Basidiomycota, Agaricomycetes, Agaricales, Psathyrellaceae. Bases 1 to 480 code for a protein of 159 amino acids. The record is from RefSeq and is a predicted model, not a curated record.
AUGAAAUUCCUUGAUUCUUUGGAAUUUGCGAGGUCGGCUGGUGCAUCGCUGAUAGACCUUGGUGUUGCGAAGGGCUGGAUUCAAACGGUCCUCAAUGCCCUCGAAAUCAAGGACGCAAACAUAGUUCACCUGAUUUACGAAGACACGGCAACGCUCGAUGCACCUGGCCUUGGUGUUAUCACUGGCUCCAAGGAUCUUAAACUAUUCUAUGGAUGGCUCUAUGCUUCAAUCGACAAGUUGGACUUUGCAGUGAAAUCCGCCGAAGUUACAGCGACCCAUCUCUCAUUCCAGGUGGUGUUCACAAGCACCCUCAAAGACAAAGACCCGGUCGUCAUUGAUGUUUCAUACACUGCAGAGAAGACACCAUUGGGGAGAGUCAAGUACGCCAAGCUAGGCGGAGAUUGGACGCCUCUGUGGAGGCAGUGUGAGGCAGUCUCGGGACCGUGCCCUGGUCUUCAGAAAGCUGCUACCACCGAUUGA